AUGGGUAUCUUGCUGGUUUAUGAUGUUACUGAUGAAGCAUCUUUCAAUAAUAUUAGGAUUUGGAUUCGCAAUAUUGAACAACAUGCUUCUGACAAUGUAAACAAGAUACUUGUGGGAAACAAGGCUGAUAUGGAUGAAAGUAAAAGGGCUGUACCUACCUCCAAAGGUCAAGCUCUUGCUGAUGAGUAUGGUAUCAAGUUCUUUGAAACUAGUGCACAAACGAACAUGAACAAGGAGGAAGAAAAGGAAUCCAGCGGCGGCGGCACACCUCAGUUUCCUUAG
Molecule: messenger RNA, 282 nt
Organism: Vicia faba (fava bean)
Lineage: Eukaryota; Viridiplantae; Streptophyta; Magnoliopsida; Fabales; Fabaceae
Source: the annotation of a GenBank genome assembly